AUGAAUCCCUCAAAUCCGCCCCAGGCGGCUGAGUACGGUGGAGACGAGGUUUCGGCCAUUGUCCUCGACCCAGGAUACUCAACCACGCGCGCUGGCUUCGCUGGUGAAGAUGCCCCAAAGUCACUGAUCCCAACAUACUACGGCAAAUACAACACUGACGGCCAAGAGAAGCUGAUCUUUGGUGAUGAUGUGUUUGUCACCCCGCGUCCAGGGCUAUCCAUUCACAACCCGAUCGGCAAGGAUGGCAUCGUCGAAGACUGGGAUAUGGCGGAGAAGGUCUGGGAAUACUCUUUCACCUCGCGACUCACUGGCGCAAAGCCGGGCAACCCAUUCCAAAACGGAUUGAACGAUAUUUCUAGCGAUGAGUUUCCAACUGAGAUGGAGGUGGAAACGGAUGAGAAGCCUCUGGCCGAUAAUCCAUUGUUGAUGACAGAGCCUGCCUGGAACCCGGCUAAAUCACGGGAGAAGACCAUUGAGGUUGCAAUGGAAAAUUGGGGUACUCCUGCUUUCUAUCUUGCUCGGAAUGGUGUUCUUGCAGCGUUUGCAUCUGGCAAAGCCUCUGCUCUCGUUGUGGACAUUGGCGCCUCUAAUAUUUCUAUCACCCCGGUCCAUGAUGGCAUGGUCCUAAAGCGAGGUGUGCAACAUUCUCCACUGGGUGGUGACUAUAUUUCGUCCCAAAUUCGUGCGCUCUUCAAGAAAAACUCCCCGCAACCGAUUACCGUGACGCCUCACUAUCUGGUCAGCUCGAAGACCGCCGUUGAAGCUGGCCAACCUCCCCAAGCCAAAUACAAGACCUUUCCAGCCGACAAGGCACCCGAUGCGUCGUAUCGCACCCUCCUCGAGGAGCGUACGCUCUCCGAGUUCAAGGAAUGUGUCGUUCAGGUUUGGCCUGGGCCGAACAAACUUUCCGCCACUGGCCCUACAGGCGUGCCGAAUGAAGAGCUGGCUCGCUCGUCUCCUGGUCGUCCCUUUGAAUUUCCGGAUGGCUACAACCAAGUGUUUGGUCUCGAUCGUUUCCGUGUCGUGGAGUCUUUGUUUGACGUGAAAGCGGCCAUUCCAGACCCCGAUUCGCCUGUUCCCGCCCCGACACAGGCUCAAACUCUUCCAGAGCUGAUCAAGGCAUCUCUUAGUGGUGUUGAUGUGGACAUUCGCCCUCAUCUUUUGGCUAAUGUCGUUGUCACUGGUGCAUCUAGCCUGCUCUAUGGCUUUACAGAUCGUUUGAACCACGAGCUGAUGCAAUUGUUCCCUGGUCCUCGAGUGCGAAUCUCUGCUCCUGGAAACACCGCCGAGCGUCGCUUUGGCUCCUGGAUCGGAGGCAGUAUCUUGGCCAGUUUGGGUACUUUCCACCAGAUGUGGAUUUCCAAGAAGGAGUAUGACGAGCACGGCGCCAACAUCGUGGAGAAGCGCUGCAAAUAA
Molecule: messenger RNA, 1416 nt
Organism: Penicillium macrosclerotiorum
Lineage: Eukaryota; Fungi; Ascomycota; Eurotiomycetes; Eurotiales; Aspergillaceae
Product: actin family protein
Exons: 3
Coding region: 1-1416 (471 amino acids)
Biological process (GO): regulation of transcription by RNA polymerase II
Cellular component (GO): SWI/SNF complex; NuA4 histone acetyltransferase complex
Molecular function (GO): chromatin binding
Source: RefSeq, a predicted model, not a curated record